This is a messenger RNA of Leucoraja erinaceus (little skate), 1789 nucleotides long. Its product is annotated as rab effector Noc2-like. The record is from RefSeq and is a predicted model, not a curated record. Bases 258 to 1097 code for a protein of 279 amino acids. NCBI's taxonomy places the organism in Eukaryota, Metazoa, Chordata, Chondrichthyes, Rajiformes, Rajidae. Gene Ontology annotation, molecular function: small GTPase binding. Gene Ontology annotation, biological process: intracellular protein transport. The transcript is spliced from 9 exons.
UACAUUAAGAACGAAAAAAACAAAUGCAAAUAAAUAAAUAAAACCCGCGUGUUUUAUACGGCGCAGAACUAGCGCGGGGAACACAAUGAAUCUUGCAGCCUGGACCAGUAUUUGCAGGGAGGUUUAGCCAGGUUGCUAUAAACAUUUGCAAACACAGCAACAGUACAGUCCGGCAACUUUAACAGCAGUGCAGGAAGGAACCGCGGGUGCUGGACGGUUUACAAGUGUGAUGGUGGUGGCGGCAGCAGGCAGACACUAUGGCUGACACGAUAUUUGGAAGUACAGAAGAUCCGUGGGUUUGUCCCAAUGACAGGCAACUUGCACUUCGAGCAAAGCUCAAAACUGGCUGGUCGGUGCAUACAAAUGAGUCUACCAAACAGCGACAAGAUCAGAUGCUCUCUAAACCUGAGAUUGAAUUGAUCCUGGAUGUGAUCCAGAGAGCCGAGAGGCUGGAGCUGAUCGAACAAAACCGCAUUGGUCGCCUAGUUGAACGCUUAGAAAAUAUGAAGAAGAAUGUGAUUGGAAACGGCCAGUCCCAGUGCUUGUUAUGUGGGGAGUUGCUGGGAUUCAUGGGAUCGACAUCUGUCUUCUGUCAAGACUGCAGGAGGAAAGUCUGCAUAAAGUGUGGAAUAGAAACACUUGGGAACAAGCGGAAACCCGUUUGGCUUUGCAAAAUAUGCAGCGAGGGAAGAGAGAUUUGGAAGAGAUCUGGUGCUUGGUUUUACAAGGGAUUGCCGAAAUACAUCCUACCAUCCAAAGGCUCUGCUGGAAACAGUGAGCUACAUUUACGGCCCCUUCGAUUGGAAACCUUGCAACAUGGGAGAAGUGUCAUUGUCAACCGCUCGUACAGCUGGGCAAGAGGAAGAGUUGUUUCCAGUGACAGUGAAAGUGAGUCUGAUUGCAGUUCAUCGAGUCAAGAUGGUAAAGAUUCCACGAGCAACUCGACAAAUUACAAGGGAAGAAAACAAAAGGAUGAAUUGGGUAGCCAUCAUCUGGCCAGCCCCUCAGUUGCAGAUCCAUCCAACCUCCGUACUGAGCGUGGAAGAGGUUUAAGUGCUGACAAUAAGAUUGGUUUUGGCAAGAAAUCACUAGGUUGACAGUGAGUGGGUACAGGGUCCAGGCAUGCUCCUGGUCUCUAUCAUCCAAGGAUUGCCCAUUUCCCCUUCCCAAGACAUCCGGGCUGGAGCUGUGGAUUCCGGUGCCAUUCAAAUAAAAGACAUACCUAACAAGUCCUAUAGUCCAUAUAUUUUUUUUUUUUUACCAGGCAGUUUUAACUCUGGAAUGUGUAUUGGAUGUUUGGUUGGAUAUGUGGAAAAAUCUGUGCUGUCAUAAUUCGUAGCUUAAUCUCGCAUGUUCCGAUGACUUAUUCUACUAUAUUCAUGAGAUAUCCAAGCUUACACAUUGUUUUCAGACCAUCAUUAAAAGCAAAAGUCCUUGUUGUCGCGAAGGUUUGGCUGCUACCUGUCACUGAGAUCACAAAGACCAUAGGUUUAUGGAAUAGCCAUUGAGUGUCAAAAUGAAUAAUUGGUGGGUGAUUUUGUGCAGAUAAUCAUUUUUGUGACUAAAUGCGAAAUGGGGUUAGUUUUAUAUUCUGUACUUCACUAAGAAGGGAUGGUGGAGGAGCUAAAAUCUAACUUGUGGCUGGAUGGUGUUGUAUUUGUAAUUGUAUUUGUUAGCUUGCAAUACUAUGGUAAUUUAUGGUUGAACCCUAAUGUUCUAAUUGCUCCCUGUUAUGCUCAAAUAAACUAUUUCAUGAUGUGAAGUUGUCGAAAUAAAUGUUUAAAAAGUA